AUGCUUCGAUCGGUUCGAGUUGCAGCUGCCGGCCCAGCCAGGAACCUGCUUGGGCCGAGGGCUCCGCGAAUGGCUGCGGGAUGCACAUGCAGCUCCUCCGCCUCCGCAUCAUCGUCGAUUGCUCCCUUCUCCAAGUCGUCCUCGCUGUCGACUCCUUCCCUCCGAAUUCAGAGAAACUUCCACGCAACUUCGUUAAGAAUGGCCAACACCAGAACCGAGAGCGAUGCCUUUGGCGAGAUCCAGGUCCCCGCCGACAAGUACUGGGGUGCCCAGACUGAGCGCUCCCUCGAGAACUUCAAGAUCAACCAGCCUCAGGAUCGCAUGCCUCCGCCCAUUGUCAAGGCCUUUGGUAUUCUCAAGGGCGCUGCCGCCACUGUGAACAUGAGCUAUGGUCUCGAUGAGAAGAUUGCCAAGGCAAUCCAGCAGGCGGCCAAGGAGGUUGCCGACCUCAAGCUCCUCGACCACUUCCCUCUCGUCGUCUGGCAGACUGGUUCCGGUACCCAGUCCAACAUGAACGCCAAUGAGGUCAUUUCCAACCGAGCCAUUGAGAUCCUCGGCGGCACCAUGGGUACCAAGAAGCCCGUCCACCCCAAUGACCACGUCAACCGCUCCGCCUCUUCCAACGACACCUUCCCGACCGUCAUGCACAUUGCUGCCGUUCUCGAGAUCGAGGAUACCCUGAUCCCUGCCAUCAAGUCUCUCCGCGCCGCUCUCCAGCAAAAGGUUGACGAGUUCGACGCCAAGCAGAUUAUCAAGAUUGGACGUACUCACUUGCAGGAUGCCACUCCUCUGACCCUUGGUCAGGAGUUCUCCGGCUACGUUGCGCAGCUCGACCAGGGCCUGAAGCGUGUCCAGAGCUCGCUGCCUGACCUCAAGGAGCUUGCCCAGGGAGGAACUGCUGUCGGUACCGGUAUCAACACUUUCCAGGGCUUCGCCGAAGCUAUUGCCGCCGAGGUCAGCAAGAUGACUGGCAAGGACUUUGUGACUGCUCCCAACAAGUUCGAGGCUCUCGCUGCCCACGAUGCCAUUGUCCAGGCCCACGGCUCGCUUAACACUCUGGCUGGUUCCCUCACCAAGAUUGCCCAGGACAUUCGUUACCUUGGCAGCGGUCCCCGAUGUGGUCUCGGUGAGCUGAACCUGCCCGAGAACGAGCCUGGUUCUUCCAUCAUGCCCGGAAAGGUCAACCCCACUCAGUGUGAGGCUUUGACCAUGGUUUGCGCUCAGGUCAUGGGUAACCACGUUGCUACCACCAUUGGUGGCAUGAACGGCCAGUUUGAGCUCAACGUGUACAAGCCCUUGGUCAUUCGCAACCUGCUCCACAGUAUCCGCAUUCUGGCCGACGGAAUGACCUCUUUCGAGAAGAACCUGGUCGCCGGCCUCCAGGCCAACGAGGAGAAGAUUGCCAACAUUAUGAAGGAGUCUCUCAUGCUUGUUACCUGCCUCAACCCCAAGAUUGGCUACGACAUGGCCAGCAAGGUCGCCAAGAACGCCCACAAGAAGGGCCUCACCCUGAAGGAGUCUGCUCUGGAGCUCAACGCUCUGAGCGAGGAGGACUUUGACAAGCUCGUCAAGCCCGAGCUCAUGAUUGGCCCUUCCCCAUACAAGGGAUAG
Messenger RNA from Pestalotiopsis fici W106-1, 1611 nucleotides. Its product is annotated as fumarate hydratase. The transcript is spliced from 3 exons. Gene Ontology annotation, molecular function: fumarate hydratase activity. Gene Ontology annotation, cellular component: mitochondrion; tricarboxylic acid cycle heteromeric enzyme complex. Bases 1 to 1611 code for a protein of 536 amino acids. The record is from RefSeq and is a predicted model, not a curated record. Gene Ontology annotation, biological process: malate metabolic process; fumarate metabolic process; tricarboxylic acid cycle. Lineage: Eukaryota; Fungi; Ascomycota; Sordariomycetes; Amphisphaeriales; Sporocadaceae.